Neomonachus schauinslandi (Hawaiian monk seal) is the source of this 3030-nucleotide messenger RNA. RefSeq names its product cadherin 8 (gene CDH8). Lineage: Eukaryota; Metazoa; Chordata; Mammalia; Carnivora; Phocidae. The coding region runs from base 294 to 2720 and encodes 808 amino acids. Gene Ontology annotation, cellular component: synaptic cleft; axon terminus; adherens junction. The record is from RefSeq and is a predicted model, not a curated record. Gene Ontology annotation, molecular function: calcium ion binding; cadherin binding. The transcript has 12 exons. Gene Ontology annotation, biological process: cell-cell junction assembly; synaptic transmission, glutamatergic; cell morphogenesis.
GGCGCCUGCCCGGCGCGCAGGAACCGCUGGGUGCUCGCCGCUCUCAGGAGCCGACCCCGAGCACCUGCAGCCGUUUGUGAACCGGGAGGCUUGACAUUCCCCAGCGCGGAACCCCUCAAGAGAAAUUUCAACGAAAAGGAAUACCAAUGGAUUGUAGUCUUAGAAAAGCGGCGUAGAUAAUGUCUGUUUCCUGUGCUAUAAACUCAUCGCAGAGCUGUAAGUAAAUGCUCCGCACUGCAUGAUGAAUUGGAUGGCUGCAGACCGGAGGCAAAAAAAAUAAUUGUCUCAUUUUCAUGGUGAUUUGCUUAACUGGUGGGACCAUGCCAGAACGGCUAGCGGAAAUGCUCUUGGAUCUCUGGACUCCAUUAAUAAUAUUAUGGAUUACUCUUCCCCCUUGCAUUUACAUGGCUCCGAUGAAUCAGUCUCAAGUUUUAAUGAGUGGAUCCCCUUUGGAACUAAACAGGCUGACUGAAGAACAGCGGAUUUUGAACCGCUCCAAAAGAGGCUGGGUUUGGAAUCAAAUGUUUGUCCUGGAAGAGUUUUCUGGACCUGAACCGAUUCUCGUUGGCCGGCUGCACACAGACCUGGAUCCUGGGAGCAAAAAAAUCAAGUAUAUCUUAUCAGGCGAUGGAGCUGGGACAAUAUUUCAAAUAAAUGAUGUAACAGGAGAUAUCCAUGCUAUAAAAAGACUUGACCGGGAGGAAAAGGCUGAGUAUACUCUAACAGCUCAGGCAGUGGACUGGGAGACGAACAAGCCUCUGGAGCCCCCUUCUGAAUUUAUUAUUAAAGUUCAAGACAUCAACGACAAUGCGCCGGAGUUUCUUAAUGGACCCUAUCAUGCUACUGUGCCAGAGAUGUCCAUUUUGGGUACGUCUGUCACUAAUGUAACAGCUACUGAUGCUGAUGACCCAGUUUAUGGAAACAGUGCAAAGUUGGUUUAUAGUAUCUUGGAAGGGCAGCCUUAUUUUUCCAUUGAGCCUGAGACAGCAAUUAUAAAAACUGCUCUUCCCAACAUGGACAGAGAAGCCAAGGAGGAAUACCUGGUUGUCAUCCAAGCCAAAGAUAUGGGUGGACACUCUGGUGGCCUGUCUGGGACCACAACACUUACAGUGACCCUUACCGACGUUAAUGACAACCCUCCAAAAUUUGCCCAAAGUCUGUAUCACUUCUCAGUACCAGAAGAUGUAGUUCUUGGCACUGCCAUAGGGAGGGUGAAAGCCAAUGAUCAGGAUAUUGGUGAAAAUGCACAGUCAUCCUAUGAUAUCAUCGAUGGAGAUGGAACAGCCCUCUUUGAAAUCACUUCCGAUGCCCAGGCCCAGGAUGGCAUUAUAAGACUAAGAAAGCCUCUGGACUUUGAGACCAAAAAAUCCUAUACGCUGAAGGUAGAGGCAGCCAAUGUCCAUAUUGACCCACGUUUCAGCGGCAGGGGGCCCUUUAAAGACACGGCAACGGUCAAAAUCGUUGUUGAGGAUGCUGACGAGCCUCCUGUCUUCUCUUCGCCGACUUACCUCCUUGAAGUUCAUGAAAAUGCUGCUCUAAACUCCGUGAUUGGGCAAGUGACUGCUCGUGACCCCGAUAUCACCUCCAGUCCUAUAAGGUUUUCCAUCGACCGGCACACUGACCUGGAGAGACAAUUCAACAUUAAUGCAGAUGAUGGAAAGAUAACGCUGGCAACACCACUUGACAGAGAAUUAAGUGUAUGGCACAACAUAACAAUCAUUGCUACUGAAAUUAGGAACCACAGUCAGAUAUCACGAGUGCCUGUUGCUAUUAAAGUGCUGGAUGUCAAUGACAACGCCCCUGAAUUCGCAUCCGAAUAUGAGGCAUUUUUAUGUGAAAAUGGAAAACCCGGCCAAGUCAUUCAAACAGUGAGUGCCAUGGACAAAGAUGAUCCCAAAAAUGGACAUUAUUUCUUAUACAGUCUUCUUCCAGAAAUGGUCAACAAUCCGAAUUUUACCAUCAAGAAAAAUGAAGAUAAUUCCCUCAGCAUUUUGGCAAAGCAUAAUGGAUUCAACCGCCAGAAGCAAGAAGUCUAUCUUUUACCUAUCAUAAUCAGUGAUAGUGGGAAUCCUCCUCUGAGCAGCACCAGCACCCUGACCAUCCGUGUCUGUGGCUGCAGCAGUGAUGGUGUUGUCCAGUCUUGUAAUGUUGAAGCUUAUGUCCUUCCGAUUGGACUCAGUAUGGGCGCCUUAAUUGCCAUAUUAGCAUGCAUCAUUUUGCUGCUAGUCAUCGUGGUGCUGUUUGUAACUCUGCGGCGACAUAAAAACGAGCCAUUAAUUAUUAAAGACGAUGAAGAUGUACGAGAAAACAUCAUCCGCUAUGAUGAUGAAGGAGGAGGAGAGGAAGACACAGAGGCUUUUGAUAUUGCGACUUUACAAAACCCAGAUGGAAUUAAUGGAUUUUUACCCCGUAAGGAUAUUAAACCAGAUUUGCAGUUUAUGCCAAGGCAAGGGCUUGCUCCUGUUCCGAAUGGGGUUGAUGUCGAUGAAUUUAUAAAUGUCCGGCUACAUGAGGCAGAUAAUGACCCCACUGCCCCGCCUUAUGACUCCAUUCAGAUUUAUGGCUAUGAAGGCCGAGGGUCUGUGGCUGGCUCCCUCAGCUCCUUGGAGUCCACCACCUCAGACUCAGACCAGAAUUUUGACUACCUCAGUGACUGGGGUCCCCGCUUUAAGAGACUGGGAGAACUCUACUCUGUUGGUGAAAGUGACAAAGAAACUUGACAGUAGAUUAUAAAUUAAUCAGUGGAACUGAGCAUUCUGUAAUAUUCUAGGGUCACACCCCUUAGAUACAACCAAUGUGGCUAUUUGUUUUAGAGGCAAGUUUAGCACCAAUCAUCUAUAAACUCAACUACAUUUCAAUGUUGAACCAAAAAUUAAUAAUAAAAAUAAAAAGUAUAUGUUAGGAGGUUAUAAAUCUUGUGGAGUGUGAAUUAAAGUACGUGGAGUGUCUAGAAGUCUUUGGAUAUUUGAUAUUUACCUAACCACCACAGACAAAGAUUGGGAUCCUGGCUAAUCCUUAGAGAGAUGGUUU